UGCAGAUUUUUUUAGUGUUGCAAUGGAACCGAGCUGGAGUACAUUCUUAUUUCAGCAGGCAAAUGAAGCCCUUCAUCACCAACACCAGGUGGCCCAGAACAGCCUGCUGCCGCUGCUCAACUCCGGGGCCGAGCCGCAGGACCAGAAGCCCGUGCUGCCCAUCCCACUGGACCAGAAACCUCCGGUCAGCGCCGCCGAGCUCCUGAAGGACAAUGUAGCCAGCGGGACGGGGGGAGGCGGAGGCGGCGGGGGUAACGGAGGCGGCGGAGGUCUGAUGCCCGUGGUGAAGAAAGAACACAAGAGCAAAACGCCGUUUAUCUGCGGCUACUGUAACAAGGCCUUCAGGGACAGCUACCACCUGCGGCGCCACGAGUCCUGCCACACCGGCGUCAAGAUGGUGUCGCGGCCCAAGAAGACGGCGCAGACGGCGCCCACCAUGGUGCCCCUCAUCUCCACCAUGCCGCGCGAGAACAGCGGCAACCCGUCUUACAUCUCCACCAUCGCCGGCAUCCUCACCACGGCAACCACGUCCGUCUCCACGGGCUCCGGCGUCAUGUCCCCGGCCUCCAUGGGCAACGUGCCCCAGCAGAGCGCCCCCAAAAAACCAGCCAAGCCAGUCAAAAAGAACCACGGCUGCGAGAUGUGCGGCAAGGCCUUCCGCGACGUCUACCACCUGAACCGCCACAAGCUCUCGCACUCGGACGAGAAGCCCUUCGAAUGCCCCAUCUGCCAGCAGCGCUUCAAACGGAAGGACCGCAUGACGUACCACGUGCGCUCGCACGACGGCGGAGUUCACAAACCCUAUGUCUGCUCCGUCUGUGGGAAGGGCUUCUCCAGGCCUGAUCAUCUCAGCUGCCACGUGAAGCACGUUCACUCGUCUGAGAGACCCUUCAAAUGCCAAGUCACGGCAUGCACCUCUGCCUUCGCCACCAAAGACAGACUGCGCUCUCACAUGAUCAGACACGAGGGGAAGGUCACCUGUAACAUCUGUGGAAAGAUGCUAAGUGCCGCCUACAUCACCAGCCACCUGAAGACGCACGGUCAGACCAACUUCAACAACUCCUGUAACAAAGGGGACUGGCAGUGGAACUCCCCUGACCCAAGAAAAGACAACAACGAAGUCUGCAACUCCGCCUCGGCCACGCCGGUCACCGCCUCGGCGCCCAUCACCACGGCGAUGAACCGCGGCAACAGCAGCAACCCCGUCACCAUCGCCGCCCAGAUGAACAUCACCACUAACACGGUCAACAUCACCUCCCCCGUCAGCCUGCAGCAUCCGGUCACCAUCACCGGACCCGUCAACAUCGCCUCGGUCAACAUCCCCGCCACCGCGCCGAUGAACAUCGCCCACCCGGUGGCCAUCACCACGCCCAUGCCCAUGAACAUCGCCGGACCCCUCAACAUCGCCAUGAGACCUAUGGAGAGUAUGCCCUUUCUCUCUCAGGUCCUGCCCUCUUCCCCCCCCUGGUAGAACCAAGACAACCCUCCUCUAACCCCUUACCUUAACCCCAUGCCCUCCUUAUCCUCAACCACACCCCCCCCCCAGCCACACCCCUUUUAGCCCCACCCACCCACGCAC
Messenger RNA from Chanos chanos (milkfish), 1579 nucleotides. RefSeq names its product vascular endothelial zinc finger 1a (gene vezf1a). Gene Ontology annotation, biological process: regulation of transcription by RNA polymerase II. The transcript has 6 exons. Gene Ontology annotation, cellular component: nucleus. NCBI's taxonomy places the organism in Eukaryota, Metazoa, Chordata, Actinopteri, Gonorynchiformes, Chanidae. Bases 23 to 1471 code for a protein of 482 amino acids. The record is from RefSeq and is a predicted model, not a curated record. Gene Ontology annotation, molecular function: RNA polymerase II cis-regulatory region sequence-specific DNA binding; DNA-binding transcription activator activity, RNA polymerase II-specific.